Oryzias latipes (Japanese medaka) is the source of this 2487-nucleotide messenger RNA. RefSeq names its product cell growth regulator with ring finger domain 1 (gene cgrrf1). Gene Ontology annotation, biological process: negative regulation of cell growth. Lineage: Eukaryota; Metazoa; Chordata; Actinopteri; Beloniformes; Adrianichthyidae. The record is from RefSeq and is a predicted model, not a curated record.
CGGUCUAGCCUGACUUCCAUUGGUCUAGUUUCGGUUUAGCUUCUAGAAAACAAACGCGACUUUUUAAGCUUUUUGGCCUAUGCAAGCCACCGUAUAAGUGACAUAUGAGCCAGAGUUACAGUUCAUGACGUCAGGCAGAAGUUCGGCAUGGCGGCCGUGUUCCUUGUCACCCUGUUUGAAUACUCUCCUCUCUUCUACAUCGCCGUGGUGUCGCUCUGCUUCAUUGUAACCGCCGCCAUGGUGCUGGGAUGGUUCGGGUUUGAUGUCCCAGUCAUCCUCCGCAGCUCUGACGAUGGAGAAUCCAUCACGCCAGCACCUGAGAAACGCAUGGUCCAGGUGACUAACCCUUUUGCUCUAGAGGUUGGAUCUGGUUCUGCAUGUGUCACAGGCGGCGUGACUCUGAAACCCGUUUGCCUGGAACCCUGCAGCCUGAGCUGCUUCUGGGGCUGUGAGAUCUGGGCCCUGCAGGGAGCGCUGCAGACCCAUCAGAGCCACCAGCGUUUCAGCAGCAGCCUCCUCCUGGAGGCUCUUAAGCAGCGCUGCCUCUUCUCCCACAGCUUCCACGUCGGCUGUGUGGACAGACAGGAACAACACACGGUCAUCCCUGCCCAUCUCGGCAUCACAGACUUUGGGCCCCUCCCCAGGGACCGCUACCCCCUGGUGGCAGUACUGACCCUGGCAGAGGACGAGGCAGAGAAUAUGUAUGACAUUGCCAGUGUGACAGUCGUCCACGUUCCUGACGACAAAUACAACUUGUCUGCUCGGAUCCUGUUUCAGUACCUGCUGACCUCCGUGGGAAGUGUCUAUGAGCUGAAGCCUCUCUUCAUGUCCGCUGAUGGCACAGCAGAGCCAGGACCUCCUGAGCAGCAACACAGCGACCAGCGGGAUGAGCCCAACGAGGAGGACAGCUGGUCGGAGGGGCGGGGUCGGGACUGCGUGGUCUGUCAGAACGCGGCAGUGAGCCGUGUGCUGCUCCCCUGUAGACACGCCUGCGUGUGCGGCAGCUGUCUGCCGCGGUUCCAGCACUGUCCCAUCUGCAGGGCCUUCGUCCUGGAGUCUUUCGUUCUGGGAACGGCGUCUGAUCGCUGAUGCAUGCCGUACAAUUCAAAGAACAGCAGCUUCCCGCCGUCAAGGCUAGACCUAGAAUCAAGAGGCCUGAUCCUGCUGCAUGCUCCGACGUUGGAUUCUGUGAUGCAGAAGUCCACCGACCGAUCCUGAGAGGACAGGGAUCACAUGACGCAGCAGCAUAGAGGAACCGGACCUUUGGACUCGGUAUUUGUGCAUGUAGAGGACAUUCUCCAUUGGUUUUGUAAACAAGUGUGAUUGUUCUCUAGUCUAGAGGAGGUGAAUCACUAGAGCCUUGAAACGCGAGUUUCAUGGAUCCUUAAAUCACAAAAAGAGGUCAACAGUAGCAGAAUAAAAACUGAUCAAAGGUGAUCCAGUCAGGUUUAAGCAGGAAGUCUGAACCUUCAUCGUUUUCUGUACUACUGAUUCGUUCACCAGCAAGGUGAUGAUCAUAGCUAAUCAAGAAGUUGGUUCAUGCAGCAGAUCUUAAGAGUGGUUCUGAAGGUCAAGCAGCUCCAACAUAAAAACAGAAUAAAAAGUUUGACCCACUAGUUUCUGUAGACGUUUGUAAAGGGCAGUUUUAACGGGUUAUUUUAUGCUCGAUGGUUGUUGACAUACGUUAAGUAACCAAAUCUGAUCUUUCCUCAAACCAAUUUAUCAGGCAAGAAAGAAAAUAAAGCUGUUCUAGAGAUUAGGAUUAGACAGCUUCGUGUCAGUCAGAAAGCCAAAUCCCUUUAAGGGCAAUUUCAAGGCUCUUAUAUUGAAACAAGAUAAAAUGGGAUUGUCUUAAUUAAAAGCAACCUACAAAAGGUAACUGGCUGACUUGAUUUGAUUCCAGUUGAUUUUUUUAAGGGAAUCAGAAAUCUACCGUUUCCAGACUGAGUCUGUCCAGGCAACAUUGCAGGCCUUUUUUAUACAUUUCCUUAAGAGGCUGUUUGAAGGAUUUUUCAAAAUAAAAUAGACCAUGUAAUGCGUGAGGUAUAAAGUAUUUCACAAAGACGGAGGACAUUUGUAAAAACCAGUCUGAAGUAUCUUUAUUUUCUUUAAGUUGGCCCGUUUAACAAUGAACUGAACUGACUUGCCUGUGUAGCAAACACUAAGUAGUUUUCUGAAUGAGCCUCAACCUGGAAGUCAAAGGACCUCCUGCUGGGACCAGAUCUCAGAAUCUGUGGUCUUAAAUGUGAGCGAGCCAUUUUUUCUGCUGUGGAUCCCCUUGGCUUCUCUAAAACCUGCCUGCCUGUCUCAGAUCCACACAGUCGCACAUCGAUGUGUAAACCAAAACAUAUUUCUGAACAUGUGUGAUGAAAAAUGAUGGGCAGACAGAGCGGCUCAGACUAACGCCUGGAGCCCGCCUCUAUUCUCAAUGUCUUUAGCUUCUUUGAGGGUGACUGCUCGGACACGACCAUUAGUUCAAAACAAAUC